Messenger RNA from Erinaceus europaeus (western European hedgehog), 2931 nucleotides. It is a transcript of the gene HERC5, whose product is annotated as HECT and RLD domain containing E3 ubiquitin protein ligase 5. Bases 85 to 2856 code for a protein of 923 amino acids. The transcript is spliced from 23 exons. Gene Ontology annotation, biological process: ISG15-protein conjugation; protein ubiquitination; ubiquitin-dependent protein catabolic process. Gene Ontology annotation, molecular function: ubiquitin protein ligase activity; ISG15 transferase activity. The record is from RefSeq and is a predicted model, not a curated record. Lineage: Eukaryota; Metazoa; Chordata; Mammalia; Eulipotyphla; Erinaceidae.
GGCGGCGCCAGCGUCGAGGUGCACCCGCUGCCCCCCACGGGCCGCGCCUCUAAGAAGCCCAAGUGCAUAAAGUUAGGAAGAAAAAUGAAGAUACACUCGGUGGACCAAGGGGCAGAGCACAUGCUGGUUCUCUCCUCAGAUGGAAAACCAUUUGAGUACAGCUACAGCGCGGAGCAUGCAAGGUUUCAGUGUGUUUUACAAGAAAAAAUUAUAAUCCAGAUCACAUGUGGAGAUUAUCAUUCUCUUGCACUCUCUAAAGGUGGUGAGCUGUUUGCUUGGGGACAGAACGAGCAUGGCCAGCUCGGAGUGGGAAGCAAGUUCCCCUCAUCUUCUAGCCCUCAGGUGCUAGAGCAACUCUCUGGGCUGGCACUGGUGCAGGUCUCUGCUGGGGGAGCCCACAGCCUGGCCCUGUCCAUGUCUGGAAACGUGUACUCGUGGGGAAGGAAUGACUGCGGACAGCUUGGCCUGGGCCACACUGAUGAGAAAGAUGCUCCUUCCCUCAUUGAAGCCAUGGACAACCACAAAGUCGAGUUUCUUGCAUGUGGUGGCUCUCACACUGCCCUGCUCACAAAGGAUGGCCUGGUGUUUACCUUUGGUGCUGGACAGUUCGGCCAACUUGGUCACAAUUCAACACGGAAUGCACUAAAACCCUGUCUGGUGACUGAGCUUGCUGGCAAAGGAGUGACCCAAAUCGUGUGUGGAAAGUGGCACACACUGGCCUUUGCUUCUGACCUGGGGAAGGUCUUUUCUUUUGGUUCCGGAAAAGAAGGACAGCUGGGAAACGGUGGGACACAUAAUCAGCUGGUACCUCGUCCCAUGAAAUUGUCACCCAAAGAAGAACUCAAGUUUGAAAACCACCUGUCAGGAAAAGAGUUAAUAAUGAUUGCUGGAGGGAAUCAAAGCAUUUUGCUGUGGAUGAAAAAAGAGAAUUCCUAUGUCAAUUUGAGGAGGAAAAUCCCUACACUGAAUGAAGGGACUAUAAAACGAUGGAUUGCUGGUGUGGGCACUAAACAAUGGCAAAAUACUAAAAGGGAAAUCAAAGAGAUAUUUUCAUCCCCCGCUUGUCUGAUUGGGAGCUUUUUGAGGGAAAGAAUAACUGAAGAAACCAUAUCUACUCAUUUGGAUUUAAAUAAAGCAAGGAAUGUUUUUAAGGAGUUAACCCAAAAGGAGUGGAUUACCAACACGAUAACCACCUGUCUCAAGGAUAAUCUGGUCAAAAAUCUUCCAUAUCAUUCUCCAUACCAAGAAGCCUUAGAAGUCUUCUUCCUUCUCCCAGAAUGUCCUGUGAUGCAUGAUUAUAACAACUGGGAGAGUCUGGUGGUUCCAUUUGCAGAAGCUGUUUGUAAAAUGAGUGAACAGUCCUCCAGCAUUCUGAACGAAUACUGGACAUCUCUGCAGGAGUCCACUUUCCUCAAACUGGUUCAGAUGUUUAAGACAGCCGUCAUCGCUCAGCUGCACUAUUGGACUGAGAACUCAGAGAGUCACUGGCAUGUCAAAGCUCUCCUAAAAGUGCUGGAAAAGCUGCACCGGGUAAACCAGAAUAAAUAUCAACUGCCUGGAAGUAUUUUCAUCAUAAACGAACUCUUUCACUGGCUCGAUUUUUAUGGAGAUGCAUAUCGAAGGUCCUCUUGGAAAGAUGGUUCGCAAGACCUCCAGUCUCCUGUCAUAUUCUGUCAUUUUCCAUUUAUCUUUAAUAUACUGUCGAAAAUCAGACUACUGUAUGCAGACUCUCUGUUAAAAAUACAGGAGAAGAAGUUCAGAGCUUGCAUGAGGUUGGUUGGAAUUGUGAACCAAGGAGCGUCUGAAUUAGCUCAGCUGCCCACCUUAAACCUGCGUGUCAGAAGGAGCCACCUGGUGGAGGAUGUGUUGGCUCAGCUGAGUCGAUUUGAGAAUGAGGACCUCAGGAAGGAGUUACUGGUAUCAUUUAGUGAAGAAAUUGAAGAUACCUUUGGAGGAGUGAAAGCAGAGUUUUUCCACUGUCUGUUUGAAGAGAUGACCCGGGCAGAAUAUGGGAUGUUCAUGUAUCCAGAAGAGGCCUCCUGCAUGUGGUUCCCUGUCAGGCCCAAGUUUGCAAAGAAGAGAUAUUUCUUCUUUGGAGUUCUGUGUGGACUUUGUUUAUUCAAUUGUAAUGUUGCCCACAUUCCUUUCCCUCUGGCUCUGUUUAAGAAGCUUUUGAACCAAACGCCAUCACUGGAAGACUUAAAGGAACUGAGUCCUGUUUUGGGAAAGAGUCUGCAAACACUUCUGGAUUAUGAAGGCGAUGACUUUGAAAAAGUGUUUUUUAUCCAUUUUAAUGUUCAUUGGGACAAAAGUGAUGUGGAGUUAAUUCCUAAUGAAAGCUGCCAAGUUGUCACCCAGGCUAACAAGAAAGACUAUGUGUCUAAGUGUGUCAGUUACAUCUUCAACACAUCUGUAAAGGCAGUUUACGAAGAAUUUCAAAGAGGAUUUUACAAAAUCUGUGAAAGGGAGAUUAUUGAGUUUUUCCAUCCUGAAGAGCUUAAGGAUGUAAUGAUUGGAAAUACAGACUAUGACUGGGAAACAUUUGAAAAGAACGCGCGCUAUGAGCAGGGGUAUGACAGCUCACAUCCCACCAUCGUGAUGUUUUGGAAGGCUUUACAUAAACUGACUUUGGAGGAAAAGAAGAAAUUCCUGGUGUUCCUUACAGGAACAGACAGAAUCCAAGUCAAAGGUUUGAAGAACAUGAAAAUCACCUUUUGCUGUCCUGAGCAUCUGAACGAAAGAGACCCCCUCCGAGCACAGACGUGUUUUAGCAUCCUCUACCUCCCCAAGUACUCCACCAUGGAGAGGGUGGAGGAGGCACUCCAGGCUGCCAUCAACAGCAGAGGCUUCUGCUGACUCCCUCACCUCCAUCACUUUUGACCCCUGUUUGCAUUUAUUUCAAAUAAAUAAGUUUUUAAGUCUUGCUACUAA